CCAUUAUCCACGUAAUUGAUUAAUUGUUCCUAUUCUCACUUUAAAUAUUCUUCUUUAUUUUAUCUCAAGAAUUGUAGUGUGUGUUUGGGUUUCUCAAGCGGGGGAAAAAUUUGACCUUUCCAUCAUACACUGUUGGGCUUCAGGUUUUGAUUCGACAAGGAUCGUAGGUUGACGGGAUGAUGAAGAGUCAACAGCUAAAGGAUAUAACAUACCAAAAAAUAGCAUGGACCAUCAAAAACUUCAAGACAUUGAAGAUCAAUACCCGACACUACUCUGAGGUUUUCACCAUCGGGGAUUGUAAUUGGAAAAUUGCUGUAUACCGAGGAAGACAAGAUGGGAAGUUUUUGGCAAUAUAUUUGCAUGUAGCUGAUGCUUCAAGUUUGUCUCAAGGGUGGAGCAUACAUGUAGACUUCACCUUUACUGUGGUCAAUCAAGUUUCCAGGGAAAAAUCUGCAAAAGGAGAUAUAAAGCAUAAGUUCUGUGCACACGCAGUUAACAGGGGCUUUACAUCUUUCAUGCCUUUAAGAGUACUUCAGGACCCAUCUGGUGGGUUUAUUUCCAAUGAUAAAUGUAUCAUUGAAGUUGAAUUUUUUAUUGUAAGAUCUGAAGGCAUCGAGCCUGCAAAUCACCCUACUUAUCCUUCUUUACCUAAGGAGUCCAACCAAGUUCUUGCAAAUGAUUCAAAGGUUGAUGAUGAUAAUGAGGUUGAUUUUAAGGAUAUAGGACGAAUAGAGAAACCAUUUGUUCCACUGCUAGAGGAGGUUUGUAUGUGGCAUCCUUCACUAUUGGAUUGUAGGAAUAAUAGAAGUCAUAGGUUUACAGAGUGGGCAUUUAAUGCUUUGGGUCGAGUUCUACAAUUUUUGAAGGACAAAAAGUGGAAAGACAUGAACGAUGAGGGGUGUGAGCAGCUUCAGCGUUUGUGGGAAGAACUUGAGAUGAGUAGAUUAGAUUUGGGUUGGUUGGAACCUGUUAUUAAAUCUGCUUUAAAGAUGAGAGGAUAUGAGGAGAAGGCAGAGAAAGUGAAGAAGUUGAAGCAAAACUUGUUGGCUUUAGAGAUAGAAAUGAAGGAGUUGAAAGAAAAGUUGGGUGAUUAUAAACAAAGUGUUGAAAUGAUAAGAAAAGAUCUGGUGAAUGUAGAAGAAGGCUUCGAAGAAAAGGAUCUGGAUGCAGAAAUUGGAUAUGGAAAACCCUAGUCCUAUCUAUACAUAUACGUAAAAUAGACCUAAGAUAUUACAUAAAAAUUGUAGUAUUAUAAUUUUCUCUUUAUGUGUAAAAUAACAUCCAAGUACGUCCAUUUCAUGUUUUAUG
Messenger RNA from Prosopis cineraria, 1308 nucleotides. RefSeq names its product MATH domain and coiled-coil domain-containing protein At3g58370-like. The record is from RefSeq and is a predicted model, not a curated record. The coding region runs from base 177 to 1193 and encodes 338 amino acids. The transcript has 4 exons. NCBI's taxonomy places the organism in Eukaryota, Viridiplantae, Streptophyta, Magnoliopsida, Fabales, Fabaceae. Gene Ontology annotation, molecular function: protein binding.